AUGAUGACAAAUCUUCGAUAUGACACCAUCUGUUCAGUUUUAGUUUUAUUUUCUAUUCUAAUACACGCCAAGGCAGAACCGCAGGAUAUUUCGAAUGUUCAGCAUUUACCUAAUAUUAAAUUUAAUUCGGAUGAAUACUCGGAAUAUCCUGACAACGAGGAUGCAGGAUCCCUCACGCAAUUGGAUGAGCAACAACGUAUAAAAGACAAUUUAUAUUUACGAGGUAAUAGCCACUUUGAUAAAGAGGAAUCAAUAACUACAGAUGAUUUAGACAAAAACAUAAAAUUGGACGUGCAUUGGGCUGCACAACUGAAACUUAAUCAAAUAUCAGCAGUUUCUAUGGAUCCAUAUGGCAAUAUUGCUAUUUUUCAUAGAGGAGAUCGUAUUUGGGGAGCUGAUACUUUUGACAAUGGAAACAGAUUCAAUCCAAAUAAUGGGCCCAUAGCACAAAAUACAAUUAUCCUUUUGAAUAAGAGUGGGAAAGUAAUAUCAAAGUUUGGAAAAGACAUGUUUUAUCUUCCACAUGGUUUGACUAUUGAUCAGUCUGGAAAUUAUUGGAUUACUGAUGUGGCAAUGCAUCAAGUAUUCAAGUUUAAUGCUCAAGAUAUAGAGCACAUGGAAAAAUUAAAAAGCGCACAGUUUAGCUCAAUGACAGCUGUGUCUAGCAAUCACACUAAUGCAUUAUUUGAAAAUAGCAUAUUAAAGCCAUCUAUAAUUCUGGGAGAGGCUUUUGUGCCUGGUAAUGACGAAACGAGAUUUUGUAAACCAACAGCUGUUGCUGUACAUACUAAUGGUGACUUUUUUGUCAGCGAUGGAUAUUGCAAUUCUAGGAUAAUCAAGUUUAAUAAGAAUGGAGAGCGAAUUCUACAUUGGGGAAGACAUUGGGGCGUUGGAGAACCCAUCUAUUCGCAGUUGCCUCCACCAAAUGCGUUUCUUGUCCCACAUGCUUUAGCACUCGCAAGUGAAUUGAACUAUAUUUAUGUUGCUGACAGAGAGAAUGGCAGAGUAUUAUGUUUCUUUGCUAGCAAUGGUACAUUUCAUAAAGAAUAUAGGCACUCUGCUAUCGGUACACAAAUUUAUAGCGUUGGCUAUGCUCGAGAAAAAUUAUAUCUAGUCAAUGGAUUGAAUCCAUAUAAUCCAUAUAAUCCAGUAUCAGUAAGAGGUUUUGUGCUUGAUAUUUAUUCUGGAAAGAUAUUGUCAAUGUUUGCACCCAAAGGAAACAUGGAUAAGCCACAUGACCUUCAUGUGACGGAAGAUGGUUCCGAGAUAUAUGUAGUAGAAUUAAAUAAUCACAAAAUUUACAGAUUUCUACAAGGUGUAAAUGAUUCUAUACAUGUUGAAGAUUCACAAUCUAUUAAGCGGCAACGACCUAAGAUCUUAGUACAUCCUGAUACUAAAGAUGCCGAUAUUGGAAAGACUAAUAUGACGAAAUUAAUUCUAGGUCUUGGCUCAGCAGCUAUUUCUUUUAUUACAAUAUGCGUCGCGAUUGCUGCCAUUGUAGCAAGAUGUCAAAAAAGAGGAUGUUUACUUACAAUGCGGAAGAGGAUGCGUUGGGAAGCCGAGAGACGGGAAAACUUUAAGCUAUCCAGCCUUUUGGAGAAUCGCCGAGGUAGGAGCUUCAAGUUUCUGGAGAAACGGCCGAAUACUCGCGAUUUCAGCAAAUUGAACACGGAGCCGGAAACAUCGGAGGACGAACAUCCCGAGAACAGUCUCGCGAAGGUCAUUUAAGAUGAUGUACAUGUCGAAACUACACAAACUACCCGAAUAACAGUAUUAUCGUACCGAAAAUGCGAAAGUUAACGCGCGAUCGAUCGCCCAUCGAUGUCCGACGCGAUCACUUGAUGGGCGUAAACUGAGGCUGUUUGAAUUCUCCAAUUUCGCGCCGACGAUAUCGUUCAAUCAACACGGACGGUACGCAAGUAACGUCACUUUACCGACUGUCGAAUAUGCAGGAUAAAUUAUCACUCGAGAACUUGAUCACAUAUAUAACUAAAAGACCACAUUUUUUUUUAUUACUAUAUAUAAAUUAUUUUCUUAUAUAUACCGACGAGAUAAUAUUAAAGACUGUCGAUUUUAGGUAAAUUUUUGUGACUGCCAAUGAAGCCUAUCGGAGGUUAGAUAAAUAAUCAAAGAGCGUUGACAUUGUUAAAAAUGUUUUAGUUGCACCAAAGAUAACACGAAUGUUUUGAUUUCUGUAGUCAUCGAAAUGUAUACUUUUAUAUAAUUAUUCUAGGAAUAUAAUAAACAUUAUCGUUUUACUCUAUUUGCGUCAAAUCACUAUUUGACGUAAAUAGAGUCAAUAAUAGAAAGAUUUACAUAUAUUUACAGUAACACAAAACGAGUUCUUUUUUUACUCACAUUAAUUCUUGUCGCAAAAGAUCAGUCUUUAAUAGUAUCUAAUCGGUAAUUAUAGAUUGAUUGCAAUUACAUUAUAAAAUACAUCUAAUAUUCUGCAAAAAGACUUAGUAAAAAAGAAAGAUAAAAAAAAGAAGUUGCUAUAAGAGCAGACUAAGUUUCAUGAACGGAAAUUAAAUAUGUAAAUCAAGCUACAAUAAAAUCGCUUCUUCAGAUUACUAUAUU
Formica exsecta is the source of this 2580-nucleotide messenger RNA. RefSeq names its product peptidyl-alpha-hydroxyglycine alpha-amidating lyase 1-like. The transcript has 6 exons. The record is from RefSeq and is a predicted model, not a curated record. The coding region runs from base 1 to 1728 and encodes 575 amino acids. Gene Ontology annotation, biological process: peptide metabolic process. Gene Ontology annotation, cellular component: extracellular region; membrane. Gene Ontology annotation, molecular function: catalytic activity; protein binding. NCBI's taxonomy places the organism in Eukaryota, Metazoa, Arthropoda, Insecta, Hymenoptera, Formicidae.